Messenger RNA from Ictalurus punctatus (channel catfish), 3012 nucleotides. RefSeq names its product cytosolic arginine sensor for mTORC1 subunit 2 (gene castor2). The transcript is spliced from 9 exons. The coding region runs from base 467 to 1456 and encodes 329 amino acids. Gene Ontology annotation, cellular component: cytosol. Gene Ontology annotation, biological process: negative regulation of TORC1 signaling; cellular response to L-arginine. The record is from RefSeq and is a predicted model, not a curated record. NCBI's taxonomy places the organism in Eukaryota, Metazoa, Chordata, Actinopteri, Siluriformes, Ictaluridae.
UUGUUUGUUUCAGCGUAGCCAGCUGCCGGACUGUUCCAAUCCCCGCCGGAGUGGAAAUACGGGGGGAGGCAGACAGUCCUCUCUUUUCUCCCUUUCCCGUUUUUUUUACCUCGUUGUGCUUUGCUUUUUUUUUUAUUUCACCCUUGCUUCUCUGUACCUAUCUCUCUCUCUCUCUUCCAUUCUUUCCCUUUUGCAGUGCACAACUUUUCCUUUUCCACCCUCCUUUUCCGCUUCGUUUGAAGGUUCUUAGUAAACCCGGUCCAUUUGGCUUACAGCUCUAGUUAUUUAUUUAUUUAUUUAUUUAUUGUUUUCGGCUUCUUUUUUUUAACCCCCAUUUUUUAAUUAUUAUUAUUUUAAUUUUGUUUUUCAUUUAGAAAUUAAAUAUACCUACCUACAUGGACACUCUGGAGUAGAAUUAGCCGUUUAUUUGUUUUUAGCUGUGUCCCCAAAUGAGAAGACGCAAAAGAUGGAACUGCACAUUUUAGAGCACAGCCUGAAAGUAGCCAGUAUAGCGAAAGAAGGUAUCCAGAUUUGCACUCACGGAUUAAUUAAACUCGCUUUCCUGCCUUCAAAAACAAGAUGCAAGUUCUUCAGUUUAACCGAAACCCCCGAGGAUUACACCAUCAUAGUCGACGAAGACGGCUUUAAAGAACUGCCCGAGUCAGAGUAUCUCAGCGUAGCGGAUGCAACAUGGUUAGCUCUCAACGUGGUGUCGGGGGGCGGCAGCGCCACCAGCUCUCAGCCAAUCGGCGUCACCAAAAUCGCCAAGUCCGUCAUCGCCCCCCUGGCCGACCACAACAUCUCCGUCUUCAUGCUGUCCACCUACCAAACGGAUUUCAUUCUGGUCCGAGAGAGGGAUCUCCCCAUGGUCAUGCACACGCUGUCCUCCGAGUUCACCCUCCUCAGGGUGAUCAAUGGAGAGACGGUAGCCGCCAACUGCUCGGGAGUCACCAACGGUUUCGUCAAACCUAAACUCGUCCCACGUCCCAUCAUUCACCCUCUCUCCAGUCCCAGUAACAUGUUCUGCGUGACAAGUCUGGACCCAGACACACUGCCCUCUGUGGCCACCUUGCUCAUGGACGUCAUGUUCUACUCAGGAGGAGGGAAGGAGGCAGGAGCACAGAAUGAGGAUUCGGGACACAUCCGCUUCUUCUCCUUCUCCCUGAUCGAGGGCUACAUCUCCCUGGUUAUGGAUGAGCAGACUACUCGAAGGUUCCCCAACAAUGUCCUCUUUACCAGUGCUUCGGGAGAGCUUUGGAAAAUGGUUCGCAUAGGAGGACAGCCUUUAGGAUUUGAUGAAUGUGGGAUUGUGGCCCAAAUAUCGGAACCUUUGGCGACAGCUGACAUUCCAGCCUACUACAUCAGCACCUUCAAGUUUGACCAUGCUCUGGUUCCAGAGGAGAACAUCCAGAGUGUGAUCGGAGCCUUGAGGACCAAUGAGAGCACAGGACAGUGAGAUCGGACAUGAGCCUCUCCUGAGUCCCUGCUAGAUUAUCAUUUUCAAAAGUGCCAAGAGCUUUUUGAGGACUGCUGUUGGGAGGGGGGUGGAUGAGAAUGAAAGGUGUGUGUGUGUGUGUGUGUGUGUGUGUGUGUGUGAGAGAGAGAGAGAGAGAGAGAGCCAGCUGGGUUGCUUUAGUUGCACUCUCCCACUUUCAUUAGACUGACUGUGCCAAUACCUGUCCCUCAGCCUCCUGGCCCAGAGUGCAUCCUUUUCUACAGGGACCCUCAGCUAGUGUGACUGCAGUGUUAGAUUUUUCUCCUUUCUUCCCUUCUGCCUUAUACUUUACUUUCUCCAGACCCCAGUUCACCAUGACAACAAGGCUUACUGAGACGUGGGCUGGGAUAUCUUUUUUUUUUUCUUUCCCCUGAUUCAUUGCAAGUAACCACAAUGUAUUAGCAACUGGUCCUCUUUAAUAGAAGGCCAAGAAUGUACACCACAAAUGUUUGUUUAAACGUCCGUUUCGUUGCUCAUCCCUUGUCUCGUACCGUGCCAAGUCACUUUAGGCCUAAACUGACUCCCUGAGUGUGUGGGGUUUAUUUAUUUUUUUUUGGUUUUUGGCGUGCAAUUUGAAAAGCGAUUGUUUUAAAUAACGAUAUGGCUUGAUCACAAGUUUAAUUUCUUAGAAAGCUUUUGUCAUCUGUUUGAGAAACUGGUUUUGUUUUUCAUUUGCCCCCGUUUCACCUAAAGCCCGUGUUCUCGUUUUCAAGUUAUGAAUAAGUUGUUGUUUUUCUUGUAUCCAAACUACAAUCAAUGGGUUUCUGUGCUCCAGCUCCGAGGUGGCGUCAGUCUGGUGGGAGGGGUGGAGAUUUAUCAGAUUGGAAUCAAACACAUCACAACUGAUCCGGCUCUUGUUCUUUCUUUUCUGAAUAGAGUUGGUUGGGGGAUUUAGUCGCUCUCACUUUUUAAAAAAAAAAUUUCUUUUCAACCGAAAAACUACAGAAUGGAUUGCAAUUUACUGUACACUUUUUUUUUUGUGGACAUUUUCUUCCCCUUUUUCACAUGUGAAGCUGUCUUGCUUUAUAACUGAAAAGAGAGAAAUGGCACGCAAUACUUUAGCUUCUUUACUAAGUUUUUACCUCUCAGCAUUUUUCAAAAGACAAGACGUAAGGAAUUACAGUCCUUCAUUGAAUGUUAAUUGGGGGUCUAAGUGUUAAAGGACACUGGCGUUAGUUUAGGCCUUCAACUCUCUCACCCCAGUCUGCACUUUAUUUAAGGUCUUUCCUAAAGAUCUUACUGUUCUUACUGAUGUGAAAAAAAAGUGGGGAAGAAUAAUCGCUCCUUGGAAGGAAUCUCUUUUUUUAAAGGGUCAUAUUUGUUGGUCUUAACGCACGAAUGGAUGGGGGUUUUUUCCCCUUCGCGAGCUUUUUCCUUUCUUCUCCCCCCCCCCCCGCCCCCCUGUUAGAUCUGAUUAGCAGAACCCAUGUAUUUAUCAGUGUUAAAAAUAAAAGGGUGACCUAUUUCUUCUCUGACCAUUAAAGAAAUGAAAACAAUAUAUUUUUUUCCCCAUCGUG